AUGUAUGUGAAAUGGUUUGAUACAGUAAUGUUAUACUAUGUGAUUUUAGUGUAUUUAGUGAAUGUCACUUUUUGUCAUUUUCAAAUUUUCCGCCGUUCCGCCCCUCUUACGUCCCGACGCUCGCAGGGGACGGAACCCAGAUGACAGAUGCCGGCAUCCGCCAGAGGACAUUACAGGGGACACUGCAGGAGGGACAUCGCGGGAGCACAGGACAAGGUAAGUGAAGAACAGAUCUCGGAGCAGCGCAGCAUGGUAAGCCCGAGUGUAGCUCGGGGUUACCGUUUGCGCUACAUUCGGGAAUACCGCCAGGGAGGUUAAG
Messenger RNA from Staurois parvus, 319 nucleotides. The record is from the annotation of a GenBank genome assembly. Lineage: Eukaryota; Metazoa; Chordata; Amphibia; Anura; Ranidae.